AUGUCAUCUAUUACUACUAAACUUGCCACUGCAACAGUUAAUCGAACUCUUUUCAAUGCACCGUAUUCCUCAGUUGCUAUAAAGCAAUUAUUUGAGGUUUCUAAUAGUUAUCGUAGUGAAAUAAAUGUUAUUCCUAGUGCUGCCUGGGCAGCAGCACAACGGGGACCCGACGGCUUAGUCACUGCAAAAACUUUUAUGAAUGCGGCAGUGAAUUCCAGUAAAUCAGUAAUAGUUCCUGAUGCCCCUAAAUAUAAGAAAGAUAGUGGAACGUAUACCAGUCGUUCAUUUGCAUAUUUGAUGGUGGGAGCAACAGGAGUAAUGACCGCAUCAGCGACCAAGGUCUCGGUUACAGAUUUUCUUACAAAUUUAAGUGCAUCAGCGGAUGUAUUAGCGAUGGCCAAAGCGGAAGUAGAUUUAUCGAAAGUUCCGGAAGGUAAAAAUAUUACUAUCAAAUGGAGAGGAAAACCAAUUUUUAUAAGACAUAGAACAGCUGAUGAAAUUGCUGAAGCAAAUUCAGUUAAAUUAACUGAUCUUAAAGAUCCACAAAGUGAUGCUGAAAGAGCCAGAAAACCCGAAUGGUUGAUUAUGAUUGGAGUGUGCACUCAUUUAGGAUGUGUUCCUAUUGGUGAAGCAGGGGAUUUUGGUGGUUGGUAUUGUCCAUGUCAUGGAUCUCAUUAUGAUAUAUCUGGUAGAAUUAGAAAAGGUCCGGCACCACUUAAUCUUGAAGUUCCACAAUAUGAAUUUGAAGGCGACACUUUAAUUUAA
This is a messenger RNA of Diversispora eburnea, 765 nucleotides long. Lineage: Eukaryota; Fungi; Glomeromycota; Glomeromycetes; Diversisporales; Diversisporaceae. The record is from the annotation of a GenBank genome assembly.